UCAAAGCCACAUGUUUUUAAAAGUUGUCUUCUGUUGUCCGCUUGCUACGUAGAUUAAAACUGCCCUAAAUAUGCCAAAAUUAAAUAAGAAAAAGAGCAAGAGAAUGUCUUGCCGCAAAAGAUAUAAAAUUAUCAAAAAAGUUGCUGAACAUAAUAGAAAAUUACGCAAAGAAGCGAAAAAAAAUCCCAAAAAGAGAACCCCGAAGGAUCCUGGAGUUCCGAACAGUUUCCCAUUCAAAGAGGAAGUUCUACGCGAAGCUGAACAAAGGAAACAGAGGGCUUUGGAUCUGAAAGAAGCUCAAAAAGCAAGCAGGUUGAAACUGCAAAUGGAGAACAGAGGUCUUAAUGAAUUGGUUGAAGAAGCUAAUCGUAAUGACAUGGCAUUUGAAGAUACUCCACACGCUAUAGAAGAAAAUGAACUAAAAGAAAAUACUCCAAAUUUCAAAUCCUAUUUCAAGGAACUUAAAAAUGUUGUUGAAAACAGUGAUAUCAUAUUGGAAGUGCUUGAUGCUAGGGAUCCUCUUGGAAGCAGAUGUCCCCAAAUAGAAGAGCUAGUUGUUAGCUCAGGUAAGAAACUAGUCUUGGUGCUGAAUAAAAUUGAUUUAAUACCAAGACAGAAUUUAAACGACUGGCUGACAUAUCUCCGUAAAUCAUUGCCCACAGUUGCUUUUAAAGCAUCAACACAAUCUCAGAAUACCAAUCUAUCACGCUCUAAAAUUCCGGCAGUGAAAUUGAAUGAAAGCCUUCAGUCAUCAAGUCCUUGCUUUGGUGCAUCCUUUCUUAUGAAAAUUUUGGGUAAUUAUUGUAGGAAUCAGAAUAUUCAAACCUUUAUCAAGGUUGGUGUUGUGGGUUUUCCAAAUGUUGGAAAGAGUAGUGUUAUAAACAGUUUGAAACGUUGUCGAGCAUGCAAUGUUGGAAGCACUCCAGGUUUAACAAAGGCUGUGCAAGAAAUAUCUCUUGAUAAACAUAUCAAGAUUCUGGAUAGCCCUGGAGUUGUACUUGCUAAAAAUGAUUCGUCGGGAAAUCUGGCUCUUAGAAAUGCUGUGAAAGUAGAAACAUUAAAAGAUGUUAUCACACCUGCUGAAGAAAUUAUAAAACGGGCCAACCAUCAACAAUUAUGUCUUCAUUAUACAAUACCUGAGUUUUCAUCUUCUCAGGAACUUUUUUGCUUAUUAGCCAAAAGAAUGGGAAAAUAUAAGAAAGGCGGAAUUCCAAAUGAAGAAGAAGGUGCCAGGCGGUUGAUAAAUGACUGGAAUCGGGGAGUUAUAAAAUAUUACACACAUCCACCGGAGGAAGAGCAGCAAUCACCAUAUUUAAGUGCAACCAUUGUGUCAGAAUUUGCUAAGGCAUUUGAUAUUUCCUCACUAGAGGAGAAAAUGGAGCUGGAUAAGGCUCCAGAACUCUUCCCGAGCCAAGGAGUACUUGCAAAAUCAUCUGGAACAACCAGUGUUGAUAUUUCAGCGAACGAUGAAGAAGAAAUGGAGCUGGAGCAGCCAGAGAAAAAGGUUACUGUCAAUUUCGAUAAGAAAAAAGAAAAAAAAGGUGUUGAAUCAGAACCAAAGUUUAUUGCGGAAGAAGAGCAACAAAAUAAACUUGUGAAAAAAAAGUUUAAACAGAUGAAGAAGAAACGUAAAAGAGUAAACAAAGCAGCUUCAGCAUUAUCCGACACUUUGGUCAGUGCUUUAACUCUUUGAAAGUCAAAGUUUGUUUCAAUAACAUACAACUACAUUUUCCUUAUUUUAUCAAAAAAAAAAAAAAUGCUAUGAUGAAAUCAAUAUUGACAAUUAUCUAAUUUAUAAGUAAUUUUUUUUAUUGUUGUAAUAAUAUUGUCUAAAAAGUGAGCAAUGUUUCAUGUAGUAUGGUUAUAAAUAAGCAUUCUUAUUUUGAAAUAUGAAUAAUUUAAAUUCAUUAAUUAAAAGUAUGUUGCAAUA
This is a messenger RNA of Argiope bruennichi, 1930 nucleotides long. RefSeq names its product guanine nucleotide-binding protein-like 3 homolog (gene Ns1). Gene Ontology annotation, molecular function: GTP binding. The transcript has a single exon. Gene Ontology annotation, cellular component: nucleolus. The record is from RefSeq and is a predicted model, not a curated record. Lineage: Eukaryota; Metazoa; Arthropoda; Arachnida; Araneae; Araneidae. Bases 71 to 1693 code for a protein of 540 amino acids.